Dama dama (fallow deer) is the source of this 2979-nucleotide messenger RNA. RefSeq names its product aminoadipate-semialdehyde dehydrogenase-phosphopantetheinyl transferase (gene AASDHPPT). Gene Ontology annotation, cellular component: cytosol. The transcript is spliced from 6 exons. Gene Ontology annotation, molecular function: holo-[acyl-carrier-protein] synthase activity; magnesium ion binding. Lineage: Eukaryota; Metazoa; Chordata; Mammalia; Artiodactyla; Cervidae. The record is from RefSeq and is a predicted model, not a curated record. Bases 85 to 1014 code for a protein of 309 amino acids.
CCCCGCGCGGCGCCGGGGGAGUUGGGAGGGGCUCCGCCCGCGUCCGCGCCAUCGAGCCCGGGGCGGCGGCUAGGCCCUCGGUGGAUGGUUCUCCUCGCCCGGCGACUCUGCGUGCUGCCGGCGAUGGAGGGCGUGCGCUGGGCCUUUCCCUGCGGCACGUGGCUGCCCAGCCGCGCCGAAUGGCUACUAGCGGUGCGAUCGAUCCAGCCCGAGGAGAAGGAGCGCAUCGGCCAGUUCGUCUUCGCCCGGGACGCUAAGGCCGCCCUGGCUGGUCGUCUGAUGAUGAGGAAAUUAGUUGCAGAGAAAUUGAAUAUACCUUGGAAUAAUAUUCGUUUGCAAAGAACUGCAAAAGGAAAACCAGUUCUUGCAAAAGACUCACUGAAUCCUUACCCCAAUUUCAACUUUAACAUCUCUCAUCAAGGAGACUAUGCUGUACUUGCUGCAGAAUCUGAGCUACAAGUUGGAAUUGAUAUAAUGAAGACUAGUUUUCCAGGUCGUGGUUCGAUUCCAGAAUUUUUUCAUAUUAUGAAAAGAAAGUUUACCAACAAAGAAUGGGAAACAAUCAGAAGCUUUAAGGAUGAAUGGACUCAGCUGGAUAUGUUUUAUAGGAAUUGGGCACUGAAAGAAAGCUUUAUAAAAGCAAUAGGUGUUGGAUUAGGAUUUGAAUUGCAACGGCUUGAAUUCGAUAUAUCCCCGUUAAACCUGGAUAUAGGCCAAGUUUAUAAAGAAACACGUUUGUUUUUGGAUGGAGAAGAAGAAAAAGAAUGGGCGUUUGAGGAAAGCAAAAUAGAUGAGCACCAUUUUGUUGCAGUAGCUCUUAGGAAACCCAAUGGAUCUAGACAUCAGAAUGUUACAUCUCAAGAUGAUUCUAAAGCAUCCCAGAGGCAGUUUACUAUUCUCACCUUUAAUGAUUUAAUAUCGUCUGCAGUUCCUAUGACCCCUGAAGAUCCUUCGUUUUGGGACUGUUUUUGCUUUACAGAAGAGAUUUCCAUAAGAAAUGGUACAAAGUCAUGAUAUGAUUUUCUGAGUAACAAAGGGAAGUGAAAACUGUAGUCUUCUGUAUUCACUAAAAAAUAAAUGCCUGAGACUAUCAAAUUUUAUUUCAUAAAACAUUUUUAAAAAGAAGAAACAACUGUUCCUAAAAGGCAGACUCCCAGAUCAAGAUAGAUGACUAGAAUACAUGUUUACCUCUUCUUCCUCCCCAAAAUCACAUUGGAUUUGCUAAAAAAAAAAAAAAUAGAAAUCGAUGGUAGAGUCUUAAAGUAAUAAGACAGAAUACACAAAAUAGAGAAUGUUCAAAUUCCUAUUUUUCAAGAGAUAACUAUUUUAGAGGUACCUAUCCUUAAAACAUGGAGUAUCUUCCCAGAUCUUUUUCUUGGCAAAUGAUUCCCUAUUAAUAUACUUACUCUUUUUUUUUUUUUUUUUUAAUAGAACAUACUAUAUUUAACUUUUCUCUUGACUCUACAUCUGAGGUCCAUAAAUAUAUUGGUGUAGCAUAACUUUUAGUGCUGCUUAAGUAUUCUGUUUUCCAGCUACUAUCAAGAUGCAAUUGACCAGAGGUAAUACGGUUCAACUGUAAUUGACUUAGUAACCAAGGACAUUUAUUGUGUCACAUAACAAACAGUUUAGAGUUGCCAUUAGGGCCUUUUUUUUUUUGCCUCCGCCUUAGCUUAUUUGUUUUGCUUUAGGCUGGUCUCCCUCAUGCAUCUGAUAGGCAGAAAAGGCUGUUUUGCCUCUCACGUUUUGUUAGUGAGGAAGGUUUUUUCCUCUUAAAUGCCCCCAGAAAAUUUCCACAGAGCUUCUGUUGACCCAGAUCAGGUCACUGAGAAAGCUGAACUUGACACUCUUGGCUUCCGUGGAAAGGGAACUCUUGGUAAGGAAGAAGCCUGAAGCAGAGUCUGGGGGAGUGAUACCUAGGGGAGGCCCAUGCCUACCAUGAGGAACGUGUGCCACAGCUGACUCACUCUGUCCUCUGUGCUGGGCAUUUUAAAUGUCUGCAGUUUUUACUGUAAGCAGUGGUUUAUUGCAUAUCCUUGUAGCCACAUUUUGAAGUACCUGUUUAAUUAUGUCCAAAAGAAUUAAAUAUAUUUAGAGCCUCAAUAAGUAUUGCCAAAUUGUUCUCCAUAAAAGCUGCAUAAUUUAUACUUGCAGUUAGUGUUACAUGUUUGAUCAUUCUCUCACCAUCCCCAGCCCCCUCAACCUACAAGACUGGUCAUCUGUAGGUAGGAUCUUUUAAAAAAAAAAAAAAAUUAAUCUCUGCCAGUAUAGGUUAAAAAUGGUACCUUAUAUUUUAAAAGUGUCUCUUUCAUUACAAAUGAGGUUGCUAUGGCAUUGUUAGUAUUGGCUGUUUGUAUUCUUUUUGUAUGAACUGUCUGUUCAUUAUCUUAACCUGUUUUUAUUUUGGUAAAUAAGACUUAAAGUACAAACAUAAUAUGUAAGAUGCAAGACCAUCAUAUUGAUGACAGAAUCUAUUCUAUGGUUGUAGUGCAUGUCUUGGGGAGUUUGAAGUCUUAUAAUAAUAAUUGUUAAAUGUCAGAAGUGAAAUAGUUUCAUUGUUUCUAUUACUAAAGUGGAAAGUUGUGUUUAAAUUGUAUAAAAUUAGAUAUUUUGCUUAAGUACAAGAAAAAUUUUGAACAUUUUAUUUUUUACUUCGUUAAGCAUGCACAGAUAGUCCAAGCAUAGUAAAUAACUUGUUUUCAAAGGAUCGAGUAGCAUUUAUAGCAGAGGAAGCAUUGUUAUCCGUAGCAUGAGUGUAAUGGUGAUAGGAAAAUGCUGUUGUCUGUCUUAUCAUUAUAACAUUUAUGAAUUUUUAUGAAUCAGGCACCAUGCUGCGUUUCCGGGGGUGGGGGGCAGUGGGUGGAGAUCUGUUGUCUUAAGGUUUCACAUAGUCAGAAUCAAAUAAAUACACAUAGUUUAGAUUCAAGUAGGUCUAUAAAAAUCUUUUUUUCUAAUAAAAAUUACCAUUCCCUUGACCUUCUA